Molecule: messenger RNA, 888 nt
Organism: Rhinolophus ferrumequinum (greater horseshoe bat)
Lineage: Eukaryota; Metazoa; Chordata; Mammalia; Chiroptera; Rhinolophidae
Gene: CCNI2
Product: cyclin I family member 2
Exons: 4
Coding region: 6-854 (282 amino acids)
Biological process (GO): regulation of cyclin-dependent protein serine/threonine kinase activity; mitotic cell cycle phase transition
Cellular component (GO): cytoplasm; cyclin-dependent protein kinase holoenzyme complex; nucleus
Molecular function (GO): cyclin-dependent protein serine/threonine kinase regulator activity
Source: RefSeq, a predicted model, not a curated record
CCGCCAUGGCCUCGGGCGCGCAGUCCCCGCCGCGGCCGGCGGCCUGGGAUGAGGUCAGAGCCGACCCGCGUCCGGGCGGGCGUCCUGGCGAGCGUACGGAGGAGAUGGCCCUGCGCCUCCUUCUCCCAGCGCCUCCGUGGAACGUCUCUCUCCCCCCGGCCACCCAGAGCAGGUCCCCGGAGGCGUGCCCGCCCGGAGCCGCCCGGCUGCCCGAGCCGUCCGCGAGAAGAUGCCCGCGGCUGGCAGCGCGGACGCCACGAGCCGCAGGCCCCGCCGCCGACGCCACUCCCGCCCCCCCGCCGCCGUCCCUCGGGCCGGAGCGCCGGCGGGUGCCGUGUGACUUGGAGGGUCUCCUGGACGAGCGCCGGAUGGCCGCCCACCUGAAACUGGCCCUGAGCCGCGAGGCGCGCCUGUGGCGGGGCGGCCGCCCCCAGCAGGUGCAGUUCGUUGACACUUUCCAGGAAGUUGUGUUGCAGCUCCUGUGGCUGGAGAACAUCUUUCACUUCUCUCAGGGCACUUUCAACCUGGCUCUCACUAUCUUCCACCGCCUCCUGGUUUCGGUAAAGGUAAAAGAAAGGUUACUUCAUUGUGUCACAAUUACUUCCUUGAGACUUGCUGCGAAGGUGAAUGAAGAAGAGGAGGUAUGCACCCCUGGAAGUCCCCUCUGGGCUGCUUUUGAGUUAAUUCCACGCAUAAAAGACUUCAUAAAGCACUAUGGCUCUGGCUAUACCUCGAAUGAGUUGCUGAGGAUGGAGCUGGCUAUUUUGGACAAACUGCACUGGGACCUCUAUAUUGGGACGCCGCUGGACUUCUUGACCAUAGUAAGUCCGAGGAGUUUUCAGAGUCUACACUAGACUCAUGUGUGCCUUUGGAACAGCUGCUCACAAC